Messenger RNA from Vicia villosa (hairy vetch), 1104 nucleotides. RefSeq lists its product as uncharacterized. The record is from RefSeq and is a predicted model, not a curated record. Bases 1 to 1104 code for a protein of 367 amino acids. NCBI's taxonomy places the organism in Eukaryota, Viridiplantae, Streptophyta, Magnoliopsida, Fabales, Fabaceae. The transcript is spliced from 2 exons. Gene Ontology annotation, biological process: base-excision repair. Gene Ontology annotation, molecular function: double-stranded DNA 3'-5' DNA exonuclease activity; DNA-(apurinic or apyrimidinic site) endonuclease activity; endonuclease activity. Gene Ontology annotation, cellular component: nucleus.
AUGAUUAUUGGAUCCUUAAACAUUAGAGGGGGUGGCAAUGCUCUAAAAAGGAGAAGAAUUAAUUCUUUGAUUUUUAAGGGUAAUGCGGAUGUGUUCAUGUUACAAGAAACUAAAUUGGUAGAUAUUCAAGACUUUGUUGCUAAAAGUUUUUGGUGUACAAACGGUAUUGGAUUUUCGUUUUCUAAUGCGACGGGUAGAUCGGGGGGUCUUUUAACUUUGUGGAAGGAAGAUGCGUUAGAGGUAAUUACUAGUUUCAAAGGAGAAGGUUAUCUUGGCAUCAAAUUUAGGAAAAACAAUAAUUUCUUUUACUUAGUGAAUGUUUAUUCCUCUUGUGUUUUGGAUAAGAAAAGAAUUCUUUGGAGAAGGUUGUUGGAUUUAAAGGGGUUGUUCAAUGAUGGGGAAUGGAUUAUAGGAGGGGACUUUAAUGCGAUUAAAGAGCGUGGAGAACGAAAGGGAAAAAAAUUUACUUGGCAAGGAGGUGAUGGUAGAUCGAGGAGUAGGAUUGAUAGAUUUUUGGUGUCGGAUAAAGUGGUGAACGAUUGGGGGAUUGUUGGUCAAUUUGUGGGGGAUAGAGAUUUAUCCGACCAUUGUCCUAUUUGGUUAGAGGUGGAUAACAAUAAUUGGGGGCCAAAACCGUUCAAGUUUAACAAUGAAUGGUUCUCUAUUGAUUCUUUUUUACCUUUUGUGAAGAAGGAGUGGGAAGAUCUAAAGGUAGAAGGAAGAGGGGAUUUUGUCUUGAAAGAAAAACUCCGACUUCUUAAAGGAAGACUUAAUUGGUGGAACAAAGAGGUGUUUGGUAGAAUCGAUUUGGAGAUUGAGGAGGGCGUUAGGGAUAUUAAUUGUGGGGAUGAGUUGUUGAAUGAGAUGGAGGGAGAUUUUCAAUCCGAAUUUCUUCAAAAUAGGAAGGAGGCUACUAGUCGGUUUUGGAAUAAGUUGAGAAUUAAAGAGAAUAUGUUGCUUCAAAAAUCUAGAUUAAAGUGGCUAAAUGAGGGGGAUUCAAAUAGCGGUUUUUUCCACAAAGUUUUGAAAGAUAAGAGGAGACAAAAUCACAUUGGGCCGUUAAAUACUCCGGGCGGAUCCUUGAAUUCCGUAAGGGAGAUUUAA